AUGAAAUUUCACAACGGCGCCGUCCGCACAUCAUCUUCGUCUUCGUCGACGCGAUGGAAAACUAGACAGGGAAGAGAUUCCUUCUCGAGAGAUGCAAAGGUCCAGGGUUUGAAGAGUAGAGCUGCUUUUAAACUUCUUGAAGUAGCAGUCGAGCGCACCAAACCCGGCGGACGAAUCCUGGGCAUCGAUAUCAUACCCGCACAACCCCCCAAAGGCGUCUCCACCAUCCAAGGCAACUUCCUCUCAACCGGCGUCCAAGAAUCCGUCAAACAAUUCCUAUCCGACCCUGAUCGCGGCCGACCGCGCAAAUCCCUCUUCGCAGACGACGCGGAGGAUAUCGAGCCGGAACCCAGCUAUCUAGAAUUAGAACGACAUAUGGAUGAUAAUAACGCGACGGCAGGGGAUCACGUAGGGAAGAAACGGGGACGAGCUCCAGAGGAGCAGGAUGAGGGAAAGAUAGUCGAUGUGGUGCUAAGUGAUAUGUGCGAACCCUGGAAGCAGACGGCGGGUUUUUGGAAGAGAAGUCUGAGUGACCCUUAUUUCAGGAUGAUGAAUACGACCGGUAUCAAGUUCUCGGAUCAUGCGGGUAGUAUGGAUCUUUGCGCGGCGGCUCUACGAUUUGCUUUUGACACGCUGAAGCCUGGAGGACAUUUCGUUUGUAAAUUUUAUCAAGGGUCCGAGGAUAAACAGUUGGAGUUACAGCUCAAGAAGUUGUUUAGCGCGGUGCAUAGAGAGAAGCCCGAGUCAUCUAGAAGUGAAUCCAAGGAGGCAUUUUUCGUAGCUCUUAGGCGGAAGACGGAGGUUGAUGGCGUAGCUUUAGGCUAUGUUGAUGAUGUAAGAGUAUGA
Sclerotinia sclerotiorum 1980 UF-70 is the source of this 846-nucleotide messenger RNA. RefSeq names its product 21S rRNA (uridine(2791)-2'-O)-methyltransferase MRM2. Gene Ontology annotation, biological process: RNA methylation. The transcript has 4 exons. Lineage: Eukaryota; Fungi; Ascomycota; Leotiomycetes; Helotiales; Sclerotiniaceae. The record is from RefSeq and is a predicted model, not a curated record. Gene Ontology annotation, molecular function: rRNA (uridine-2'-O-ribose)-methyltransferase activity. Gene Ontology annotation, cellular component: mitochondrion. The coding region runs from base 1 to 846 and encodes 281 amino acids.